AUGUGUUCCUUUGUGUUCGCCGUGGCCGGAGACAGUGUGCUGGUUACGGCAUUCGAUGAAAACCCCAUCGCGCCUCUGGUGCUAGGCAAUGGGAGGACGCUUUGUGCUUUGGUGGCGGACAUGUCGAAGAAGGACGACGUCGACAAGGCGGUAGACGCGGCGUGCACAGACGCCAUGAGGCAUGGGUGGUUUGCGGAGCUUUGCAAGGCGAACGUUAUCAUAAGUGGAUCAACCCUACCGUCUAUUGUUCCCGAGAACAACCUUUCAAAUGAGGCAGUCCCGAGGCAUCUAGAAGGUCAAGAGCUCGCCGGUCCGGAUGUAGAAACAGAGGAGACCUCCUGCCUCUACAGCGCAAGAGUUUUCGCUGAUGAAUUCCACGUGGAGAUUGAGCCUUCUUCCAUCCACGGUCUCGGGCUUUUUGCUGUCCACGACCUGCCCAAGGAUGAGGCAAUGCCGAUACCGUUGAUGGGUGAUUUCGAGUUUCACACUCCGGAGGGAGCCUUCGGGAUGAUGCUUGAUGAUAAAGUACCCCGGCAUCCUCUGCUAGAUGCUUCAGAUUUUAGUGUGGUUAUUUGGACCCAGAGGAAGUCGCGUCCGAUGACUCCACCUUGUGGUUGAAAACCAGUGCCAUGUCGUUCCUGUAUUACACGAACUCGUCGUUUCCGGACAGUGGUAGGGCGAACGUGACUAGGACUGCUCCUUUGACCACCAUCCCGCCGUUGAACACACACACGUUACCGAAUGCAGCUGCAGCUGCACAG
Molecule: messenger RNA, 761 nt
Organism: Ectocarpus sp. CCAP 1310/34
Lineage: Eukaryota; Phaeophyceae; Ectocarpales; Ectocarpaceae
Source: the annotation of a GenBank genome assembly